AUGACUGAACAGAACCACGCCACUGACUUGAACGCCGUGCAGCAGCGUCUGCUCCGAACGACUCAGGAGCUUGAAUCAGAGCACUAUUGCACUGACCUUACGCAGUGGAGCUUCAAGGAGUUGAAAGAGGCCAAAAAUCGUCUGCGCGAUCAUAAGGCCGACCUAGACAAGCUGCAAUGGGCUCGACGAGAGGCAGGCAUGUUGAACCCGGGAGAUAAUUCGAUUAUUGACUCAGAGAAAUUGAAAGUGGCUCUGAUGAAAGGGACACUGACUACAUUGCAGCUUACCGCCAUGAGAACUUCGGAUUCAGACGACGACGACGACAACAACAACGACAGUGAUGAUGGCGAGGAAGAGCCCGAGAGGGGGAGGUCGAGACACAGGAGGGUUGAGGUAGACCUUGACGGGUAG
This is a messenger RNA of Stereum hirsutum FP-91666 SS1, 411 nucleotides long. RefSeq lists its product as uncharacterized. The record is from RefSeq and is a predicted model, not a curated record. The coding region runs from base 1 to 411 and encodes 136 amino acids. The transcript has 3 exons. NCBI's taxonomy places the organism in Eukaryota, Fungi, Basidiomycota, Agaricomycetes, Russulales, Stereaceae.